UUGGAUGACAAGCCGCACACACACACACACACACACACACACACAUUACCAGAGGAGCCCAAGUUCGACUCCAGCCGAAGGAGUCCAGGCUUGUUUACCUUGUACCCGGCACUGAGGGACACUGCUGCGCGGGCACAGCGGCCACAGGAGCGGCUGUCUGUCUGACUGUCUGUCUGACUGUCUGUCACAACCAUGUCAGCUGCAACAGCUUCAGUAGCAGAUGUGUCCAGGACUGACAGAGAUGACGCCCGUCACCGGAAUAACUCCGGCCGGUCCCCGUCUCAGUGUGCACCGAUCCCGCUGCCAGCCCUGGGCACACAGAAGAUCGUCCAGGGCAAUGGCACCACCGUGGGCACGGUCAUCUCGCUGCAGUGUCCGGCCAAACACAAACUGAUAGGGAAGCAGCUGACGUGUGUCCUGGACAAAAACAGCACCCACUGGGAGGGGAAGACGUUCUGUCAGCCUCUGACUCCCUACGAGGACUACGGUUUCCGUGUGGCCGUGGUGGCGUCCAUCAUCAGCUCGGCCAUCAUCCUCCUCAUGUCCAUGGCCUUCAUCACCUGCUGCUGGGUGGACUGCAUCAAAAAGGAAGCGAAGAAAAAGCAGGAGAGCAGGGCAUCAAACAUGUGCCAGUUUGAGGAGCAGGUCCAACACCGCGACAACAACUGGUCUCACUUCAGCCACAAAGGCAGGAACAACAACAACAACACCCAGGAGAAGAUGCUGUCACUGUGGGACACUCACAACCUGCCUGCGUGUGACAACAGGCACACCUGCAGAUGCCAUCAGGAGUUCUCUCACAGACUUGUCCACACAUACAGCCCCUCCUUGCCUCACCUUGCUCCUCUCCCCGGUCACGACUACGAGCAGCCUCUCAUGGCACAGAAUCCACCUCCACCUCAGUACCCCGGACCUAACUUGUCCCCCUAUCAAACCACGAGCCCGAGCCUGGUCCAGAUCUCAGCGACGGGGCCCGGGCUGGUGUGGCAGUAUGAAAGGCCGCAUAUCGGUCCGUCGACUGCGGAGGACUUCAACACGAGGAGUUCAAACCACGCCAAAGAAUUUUCCAUAAGGAUUAUAUCAGUGUGAGAACGAGCCAAGAACUCAUUUAACGUACAUCACUGUUCACUUAAUCAACGAGGAUGAAGGGGGAAGUUACUCACCUCAUUUUUAUUGUCUGCACUCAAACUCAUAGAUGCCUUUUGCAAACUGUGAUUGCACACUGCCCUCUGCCUGUAAAGAGAGGACAUUACACCUUCAGGACUCCAGCCUUGUCGGGUGGACAGAGACACAGGGAGAGCUGGACGAGCAGCUGGGCUGUUGUGAUUGUAAAUAUAACGUUGGAAGAAUUUAACAGUGUUAAAGUAAAAGUUUACUGGCUUGAAUGUAAAGUGACGUGUUAACAUGACACAGCAGCACUGCGGUGACUGAAGUGCAGGCGCAUGACAAAGUGAAGGAAAGUGUGAAUAAAUGAGUGGAGACAUGCAACAUACUGUCUGCCUGCAGGUGCUUCUACAUGGUGCUGAAUGUCGCGAGAUGAGUUUUUGAUUUUCGGCUGAAAUGUUUGGCAGCCGUCGACACCACUGUCAUGAGUGAAUGUAUAUUAAAAGAAAGAGUGUUCAUCA
Solea senegalensis (Senegalese sole) is the source of this 1625-nucleotide messenger RNA. RefSeq names its product sushi domain-containing protein 3 (gene susd3). The transcript is spliced from 5 exons. Bases 193 to 1089 code for a protein of 298 amino acids. The record is from RefSeq and is a predicted model, not a curated record. Lineage: Eukaryota; Metazoa; Chordata; Actinopteri; Pleuronectiformes; Soleidae. Gene Ontology annotation, cellular component: plasma membrane.